GCUGCCCCUGCCCUUCCCUCUCCUCCCUCUUUCCCAAAGGCGGGCGGGAGCCCUGUGCCUCCCCUCGUGACUGCGAUAAACAUUACACCGAGGCCAUUAAUGUUUAAUGAGGUUUGUCUCCCAAUUAAUGCGCUUUCCCGUGGGUGCCCACUCGCAGAGCGAGGCGCCCGCCGGACGACACGCCGAGGCCAUGGGUGACGAGCAAGUGCCCGAGCAGGGCCAGGACAGGUUCAGCUACGACUAUGACACCAUCCGCAACGGGGGGCUGAUCUUCGCCGUCGUGGCUUUUGUGAUCGGGCUCCUCAUCAUCCUCAGCCAGCGGUUCCACUGCGGAGGGAGGAAGAAGAGGAGGCAAGGGAACGAUGAGGAGCUGUAGGUGCAGUCCCAGAGCUGCAAUGCCGUGGAAGCAGAGCUCCAGCCGAAGCCCAGGAGUCCUGGCCAGUGGCCACCCCUCACCCCGCUCCAGUGGAUCCAUUACCCCGCAAGGCCAGAACGCAAAUUGCCCUCGUGCUUCCCCCUCUCUCAGACCCAGCAAGAGUUUCUUGGCUAAUAAAGUUCAGGCUCCGCGAGGUUAAA
Molecule: messenger RNA, 576 nt
Organism: Prinia subflava (tawny-flanked prinia)
Lineage: Eukaryota; Metazoa; Chordata; Aves; Passeriformes; Cisticolidae
Gene: FXYD2
Product: FXYD domain containing ion transport regulator 2
Exons: 6
Coding region: 107-376 (89 amino acids)
Biological process (GO): regulation of sodium ion transmembrane transporter activity; monoatomic ion transport
Cellular component (GO): membrane
Molecular function (GO): sodium channel regulator activity
Source: RefSeq, a predicted model, not a curated record